Strongylocentrotus purpuratus (purple sea urchin) is the source of this 3270-nucleotide messenger RNA. RefSeq lists its product as uncharacterized. The record is from RefSeq and is a predicted model, not a curated record. Bases 499 to 3114 code for a protein of 871 amino acids. The transcript has 2 exons. NCBI's taxonomy places the organism in Eukaryota, Metazoa, Echinodermata, Echinoidea, Camarodonta, Strongylocentrotidae.
CUAGGAAAUAUAAUACGCUCAAAAUUUGAAAAAAAUGGACCGUGACUAUCGGAUUUCUGCCGGAAAAAGAGAUCUGUGAUGAUAUUACACCAUGGCAGAGGAACUGAUUUCAACACCCCGAAUGCCUGCCGAGGGGCCAGGCGACUGUGCUACACCAGAGAGUUGGGAAAUGCGGCCAGAAGCCCAGACUCCUGCCCAGCAUCGUCCAACUUUGACCACUCAUGAUCAGGAAGAGACAACACCCCAUUUUGGAAAUGAUGGCAUUUCAUCUUCCUUCAAUGGGUUUAUGGACUAUGACAUGUAUGAAACACCGCCAGGGGCCCACCUGUACAGAGAUCAAUGUGCUUAUGACAACUUUGAUAUGUCCUUUCAAGACAUGGAUACUCCAGGCAAAGCAGAAAGCGAUUCUCCUAAAGAUAGUUCCCCAGAUAGAAUAACCUGUGACAUUAUUCAGCUCCCUGAAGGUCCUCUUGAAGCUAAUAAGGAAGGAACGAUGCUAUGAACAAGGAAUCAUCUUUGCAAAAAGAAGCGCAGAAUCAUGAUGAGGUUGCAUUAGAUGCUGAAGUUCAAAACGGUCAUUAUUAUAUUGAAGAAAGUGCUGACAAGUGUAACAAGUUUGGGGACAGUUGCUUUCAGAGAUCCUUUGAUGCCAGUGAAACAGACAGUCGGCAACAUACACCCUGCAUACAACAUGAAGUUGAGGAAUGUAUUCUGGAACGAUUAGACCAACAGAAGUAUCCUGAAGAGGACAAACUUGAACAGAUCGCUCCCAUAGCAGCGUCUGCAUCGUACCAUCAACCUUUAGACAAUGAGCAUCUUACGUCCCCUAAAAUUGAAACACCACAGGACUCAGAGCUGUAUUUUGAGAAUACAUCUCUAGCUGUCACAGAAGGCCAAACAGCAGAUGAGGUUUGCUGUACAUAUGAGGACAAGACUGGACACUGUGCAGAUUACCUGAAUACUUCACCUAUGUAUGCUGGCAAAGAGUCGAAAGAUGAGAGGGCUGAAUACCAAGGGGAACCAGAAGUACAACCACAAACAUCUCCUUCAACAUCUUUUGUUUCAGAGAACAUGAAUUCUUCUCUAAUGUCAAUGGGGGCUCCUCAGGAUGCCCAUGAACUGGAUCAACUUGCAGACUUCCUUAACAUGGAAGACCCCUUCAACAAAUCUGUGGAAUCUCAGAACAAUACGAAUCCAGAUACAUCUCAAUCCAAGGACAUUGGUUUUGAAGAGCCGGAGAGUAUUCCCAUGGUUGAAGAGAAGAGUGCUAAUCCAUCAGCACCACCCGAGAAGAAAAAGAGGGGGAGGAAAGUUAAUACAGUUGGUGAAAGACGAAGAUCUGUCAGGAUCGCCAGAAGGGAGUCUCUGUUCAAUACACCCUGUGAUAUUGGCCAUGAACAUUUACAUAUAGAGGUAGCCAAUGAUACAUUACCAACCUAUGAUCAGAACAUUACUCAGGAACAUGUAAUUGCUAGUUUCCAGCAUGAAUCUGAACAUGUCCUUCAUCCAUUGCCAGAAUUAGGAGAGAGCAGCCCCAAGAAAUGUACAUUGGAUUGUAACAAGCUCAAAACUGUGGAGUCUGGGCCGAUAGAGGGUCCCACUAUGAUGUCACUGAUGAUGAGGGUACCUAAUGAUGCUACAGAGUUAGUACAUGUAAACAUUGACCUUCCCAUGGCUCAAAAAAAGAAGAAAACCAAGAAUGGAAGAAGGAGAUCUGUCAGGUUAUUGGAACAAAAUAUACAGUUAGAUGAAGGCAAUCACGCUGUUGUCCAAAAGCCUGAAGCAGAUGAGAAAGGAAAUAUGUGUGACACUGGUUUCUUGGCAGAUUUUGCUGACUUUGGAUUGGGCGACAACUGGAUGCCAGGGGAUAUGUUUGGUGAAAGUCAGUUUGCCAAGACCCCUAAGGAAAGAUCUGGUAGGAGAAAAUCAGCACGGUUGAGUGGGGUCCAUAUCCCACUUUUGGAACUUACAGAUAAGUCAGAGGUGAAGGUCUGUGGAGGAAUGGAAGAAGCUACUUACAUGGAUGGACCAAAUGUUUUGAUUGAGGAUACGCAUAUGCCAGACAAUCACGACAAUGCAUUGGCUGUCUUAGCCGAAACUACUUCCAUGAUCAAUGUAUCCAAAGAUGUUCAUGAUUCUGGUUACAACAUGAUUGAAAGCGAGACUGAAUUUCCUUUUGAAAGACAAGAUGCAUUCCAGCCAUCUGAAAAGAAGAAGGAGCGGUGCUCUAAAAGGAGAAGAUCUAUACGUCUAGUGAAGAAGCUAGGAGAACAGCCAAAAUGUGAUACAGAUUCCGGGCAAGAAAACAGAGAAGUAGAACCCAGCAAGGCUACUAAAAGUUACAAGAGAACAAAAAUUGUACCUGGAUAUCUGCAAGAUAAUGUUUUGCAAGAAGUGAACAUUAUGAAAUGCGAUAAUACCUCCCAGGAGUCACAGAUGGAUGGGGAGUUAUUCACAGCUCUGAAACCACAUGUAGAGGAUUCUCCAAUGGAUCUAAAUGGUUGUCAUGACUAUGGAGAGUCUUCAGAGGUCAUCGACUUCCAAGAAUCAGCGGCUAAGGCAACUAGCCUCUCUAAAGACACACCUUUCAUGGGUAAGAAGAAAAGAGUCUCCAGGAUUUCAGAGAAGGACAAAGAAAAUGAUGAUGCUCUGCAAGCACAAGAGCAACGUCAUCUAAAGAACACUUCUAGUGUGGGCAGGAAACGAAAGAAAAAGACUCCUGCAGAGAAAGUUGGUGAUGCUGAGCCAGGGGCCGGUGCACGACAAGCCAAAGAUAAAGGGACUGAGGGAUCAGUCAACAGAAACUUGCAGAUCUCAAAUAAGAUAAAAUUGAUGUAUCUCAAAAAAGGAGCAGCUUUGAAGAAGCAUCACUUAGAGACAAUCUUUGAGAGUCCAAAGAGAAGGGCAACGGGCACUCCUGUGAAUCUGCUUGGAGCGAGAAAGAUGAAACGCACUGUUGCUUUUACCGAGACCCCAUGGCUGGGAAGAACUGGAAGAACAAAGGGCAGGAAAGUUAAAAAGGGAAAACAAGUAGAGAGAGUUUUAAGUAGUAAGGUAGAGAGGAGCUGGAAGCUUGAUAUAAGACUAUCUAAUCUGGAUGACCCAUCACCAUAGAAUAUUUAAAAACAAUGCGCUUACCUGAAAACCUUUCUCAACUAAAAUGGCCUCUUUAACACUGAAUGCCUUGUGCAGAACAUGCAUUUUUCUCUAUUCUUAUGUAAUAGUCAGAUCAAACAUGUGUGCUGCUUUCUGUAAGAAAUUUUCAUUAGA